Racocetra fulgida is the source of this 214-nucleotide messenger RNA. Lineage: Eukaryota; Fungi; Glomeromycota; Glomeromycetes; Diversisporales; Gigasporaceae. The record is from the annotation of a GenBank genome assembly.
UGAAAUUGAAAAGUCUAUAGAAAGUAAUUCAGAAACAAUUGAAGAUUUAUAUAGUGAUAUUGAAUCUCUUAAUCAGUUUGAAGAAAGUAAUCAAUUUGAAGAAAGCAAUUCUUUUGAAGAAAGCAAUCAGUUUGAAGAAAGCAAUCAAUUUGAAUUUGAAGAAAUCAAUCAAUUUGAAGAAAUCAAUCAAUUUGAAAAAAAACAAUCAAUUUGA